AUGGAUAAAGAAGAUGUGGAGCUCCAACACCUUAACUUUGCCCAGUUGAACAAUGAAGCCAGAAACUUGAUUAACGUGCAUGUUCCCAAGUCAAUGCAACAACCAGUCAUGAACCACACGGUUAAAUAUGAUGGGGCUCACGAGACUUCCAAUGAUAUGAUGUUCAAUGUCCCUGGAGGUUCCUCAAGUGAGACUAUUCGUAGGGAUGAAGAAGUUGAAGAUAAACUCCAUAAUGGUAAUGAUGAAAACCACACUCUUAGGCUGAGCAAGAAAGAGAGAAGUGAUGGUAUGUAUGCCCCAAACCCCGACCUCUUUCUUCGGGGCGAUGUUCAAUAUGAUGAUAGAGGUGAAUUUAUCAUGCUUGAUAACGAUUCUGACAGCAAUAUAGCACCUCCCACGAAAGUGCAGGCUGGCGUUCUCUCUUCUUUGUUGAAAUUAUACCAGAACCCAGAGGAGUCCAAAUCUACUUCCAGUUUGACAUUUGGUGAUACCUCUACUAUCCAUGAAUUUGAUAAUGAAGAUUCAAAAACAUCCACAGGUAUGACCUUUAACGGCUUGAAGGAAGGAAUCAAGCAUGGGGGCAGAAAGGUCUACAGUAUUCCAUUUGGCAAGAAGGCUAUCAGUAAUGUGGCGCUUGAAGGAGAUGGUCCAGGUGCUGAAGAUGUCGAAGGGUUACCAUCCUUUGCUAAUGCUAGACCCAAGCACCAUAGAAAAGCCGCUAGUGUUAAUCCAGCUGAUAUGCCUGCCAAAAUGUCCAAGAGAAUCCGUAAAGCAAAGAGAAAUCAAGACCGUCAACUUCGGAUCACCGUCCACAUCUCAGAUAUUCUUCAAAGACAACGGUUUAUUAUGUUGAUGUGUAAGGCAUUGAUGCUUUUUGGAGCUCCCACCCACAGAUUGGAAGAGUAUAUGACCAUGACUAGUAGGGUGUUAGAGAUCGAUGGCCAGUUCAUCUACUUUCCUGGAUGUAUGAUCAUUGCUUUUGGUGAUGCUGCCACCAGAACCUCUGAAGUGCACUUGGUCAAAUGUUCACAAGGUUUGAACUUGGCCAAGCUUUCAGAAACCCAUAAGAUCUAUAAAGGAGUCAUCCAUGAUAUUAUGAGUGUAGAAGAAGCAUCAUCUAAAUUGGCCAAAAUCUUCAAGCUGAAGAACAAUUUCAAUCCAUGGCUCUGUGUAUUUUUCUAUGGGUUGGGAUCUGGUUGUGUUUGUCCUUGGGCAUUUGGUGGUGGUUGGAUUGACGUUCCAAUUGCCUUUGGUGUGGGGUUAUGUGUGGGAUAUCUUCAGUUCUUUGUGUCUUCCAAAUCCAAUUUGUACUCUUCAGUGUUUGAAGUGACAUCUUCUAUUGUUGUUUCAUUCAUUGCAAGAGCUAUUGGCUCCAUCAAUGGAGGUGAUACCUUCUGCUUCUCUGCAAUUGUCCAAGGCUCAUUGGCAUUGAUUUUACCUGGCUAUAUUAUCUUAUGUGGAUCAUUGGAAUUACAAUCCAGAAACUUGGUAGCAGGCUCGGUGAGAAUGUUCUACGCCAUUAUCUACUCGCUUUUCUUGGGAUUCGGAAUCACUUUAGGAGCUGCUCUAUAUGGAUGGGUAGAUAAAAAUGCUACAUCGGAGACAACCUGCCGGGCAGAGCAUACUGUUGACGAUAAAUGGAGAAUUCUACUUGUUCCAGCAUUUACCGUCUGUUUGGCAUUGAUCAACCAAGCUAACUUCCGCCAGCUUCCUAUAAUGAUAGUGGUUGCCUCUGCUGGGUACGUUGGUACAUUUUUUGCAUCCAAACACUUUGCCAAUGUGUCUGAGUUCACUGCGGCAAUUGGAGCCUUUAUUAUUGGGGUGUUGGGAAACCUAUACUCAAGAAUUGGGAAAGGGUUGGCAGUAAGUGCUAUGCUUCCCGGUAUCUUUGUGCAAGUUCCAUCUGGUAUCGCAUCUCAAAGUACAUUGUUGGCCGGGGUUAAAGCUGCUGAUCAGAUUAGUGGUAACUCAACCACUACGUCUUCAAGUACAGGUUCGGGUUCCUUAUCAUUUGGUGUAACGAUGGUGGAGGUUUCAAUUGGUAUUAGUGUGGGAUUGUUUGCGGCUGCAUUGUUUAUUUAUCCAUUUGGAAAAAAGAGAACCGGUCUUUUCUCGUUAUAG
This is a messenger RNA of Yamadazyma tenuis ATCC 10573, 2121 nucleotides long. RefSeq names its product pheromone-regulated protein. Gene Ontology annotation, biological process: transmembrane transport. The record is from RefSeq and is a predicted model, not a curated record. Gene Ontology annotation, molecular function: transmembrane transporter activity. NCBI's taxonomy places the organism in Eukaryota, Fungi, Ascomycota, Pichiomycetes, Serinales, Debaryomycetaceae.